Molecule: messenger RNA, 1811 nt
Organism: Musca domestica (house fly)
Lineage: Eukaryota; Metazoa; Arthropoda; Insecta; Diptera; Muscidae
Gene: Mvd
Product: diphosphomevalonate decarboxylase
Exons: 4
Coding region: 144-1340 (398 amino acids)
Biological process (GO): isopentenyl diphosphate biosynthetic process, mevalonate pathway; isoprenoid biosynthetic process
Cellular component (GO): cytosol
Molecular function (GO): diphosphomevalonate decarboxylase activity; ATP binding
Source: RefSeq, a predicted model, not a curated record
AAAGUGAAAGUUUUUCAGUUUGUUAGAAAAUUUCUUACCGUAAAGUUGUGUUUCCUGUUUGGACCAAAUACUACUGUCGAUUUAUCGACAAUUUUUUAUUAUUCUUCCAACAAUCAUUUAGACCAGCAGUGGACGAAAAGAAAAUGUUCAUAGAAACGUGCAUAGCACCCGUCAAUAUAGCUUUAAUAAAAUAUUGGGGUAAGCGAGAUGAGGAGCUGAUAUUACCCAUAAACGAUUCAUUGAGUAUGACUCUAAGUACGGAUGAGAUGUGUGCAAAGACAACAGCAUCAGCGUGUUCAACCUACAAGGAACACCGUAUGUGGCUCAAUGGCGAGGAAGUGCCCUUUGAAGAUAAUCCGCGUGCAAUGAGAUGCUUAAAAGCUUUACAACGAUUGGCCCUGGCAAAAGGAGAAUCACUGAAAUUUCCCCUGGAAUGGAAGCUACAUAUCGUUUCGCGUAAUAAUUUCCCCACAGCUGCCGGUUUAGCAUCGAGCGCCGCUGGUUAUGCCUGCCUUGUUUAUACCUUGGCCACACUCUAUGGCAUACAGGAUGAAGAAUUAACAGCAAUUGCCCGACAAGGUAGCGGCUCUGCGUGUCGCAGCCUUCAUGGGGGUUUUGUUCGCUGGCACAAAGGUGAAGCAUCCGAUGGCUCAGAUUCAAUAGCUCUGCCGGUUGUGACCUCAGCACACUGGCCAAAUAUGCAUGUUUUGAUACUUGUGGUUAAUGAUAGUCGGAAAAAGACCAGUUCGACCAAAGGCAUGCAGCGGGCUGUAGAAACCUCCGAUCUAAUUAAAUAUCGUGCUAAACAAUGUGUUCCCCAGCGUAUUCAAGCCAUAACCGAGGCUAUAAAGCAGCGAGAUUUUGAAACAUUUGCAAACAUUACCAUGCAAGAUUCGAAUCAAUUCCAUGCCAUUGCCUUGGAUACAUUUCCACCAUGUGUGUACAUGAACGAUGUAUCACAUGCCAUUGUUUCAUUUGUACAUGCCUACAAUGCAGCUGUGGGUCUUACACGUGUUGCCUAUACAUUCGAUGCGGGACCAAAUGCCUGUCUUUAUGUGCUCAAGGAGCAUGUUCCAUCGGUGCUGCAAGCCAUACACACUUCAUUUCCCAACGAUGCUGCUGGCAGUGUUGAAUAUGUCAAGGGGAUACCAAUUGAUGGAACCGCUAGCCCAUCGUCAACACCAACCACAGCAGAUGCCAUACUCAAUGGUAACUUUACAUUGCCAACAAAUGAACGUAAUCUCCUUAAAUAUAUAAUACACACCAAAGUGGGUUUGGGACCACAACGUCUAACGAAAACCGACAGUCUUCUAAAUCCAUCAACGGGUCUUCCAUACUAAUAAAAUAAGGCAUAUGUACAAUAUAACCACAAUUAGCCGGUUUCCUUAGGCAGAACAAUUCAAGGCAUCUUUUCUUCAGCGGCACACACACGGCAUGUGUAGAAAAAAAAACAACAAACCAAUGAGUGAAAUAUUUACAAACGAACUAAUGUUUUUAAAUAAUUCCAAGGAAUUAAGAGAACAUAAUCACAACAAAACGCUUCAUAGUAAACGAUGACAAUAACGAAUGAAUUUUAAUAGCUUCUAAUUGUAAUGAUGACAACAAACUAAUAUCAUAUAUACAAAUAUAUAUUUAUUAUACAAAUACGUCCCCUCCCCCCAAUAUAUAGAAUAGUAUAUAUAUAGAAAAAGUAUUUUCCUGGCUUGGUAUCUUAAAUGAUUUUAUUUAAACAAAUGCUUUGCUUUUACUAUUUUAUAAAUAAAAAAUUAGAACAAAUUUAAUAAAGAAAAGUAGGUGAAAAUUGAUUGAAA